CAUGGACUUGCACCUUCUGUGGCACCAGUGGCACUAGGACUGUUGGGUAUGAUCUGCGCUCUCGUGGAAAUUGCGUCACGUUACACAGCUCGUCUUCGAAAGUCUUGCUUUCUAUCGCUGCAUUAGUGAACUGGCACAACAAAUUAGAGGAACACAAGAAGAUGAGUUAUCGCAACGAAUUCCAAGCCAUCGUGCUCGCCGGGGGAAAUGGCUCUCGUAUGAUGGAGCUCACGGCGGGCAAGCCCAAGUGUCUACUGCCGAUCGCAAACGUUCCCAUGAUCUGGUAUCCCCUGCGCAUCCUCGAGCGUUCGGGCUUCAAGGAAGCGAUCGUCGUAGUGACCGAGACAGCGAGACCCGACGUGUCGGCGUCGCUGGACAAACUGGGCCUGAAAAUCAAGAUUGAAUUCGUGGGGAUUCCGGCAGCCGAGGACCUCGGCACGGCCGAUUCCAUCAGAUUCAUUUACGAGAAGAUAUACACGGAUAUCUUGGUGAUAUCCUGCGACUUGAUCACAAGCGUGGACAUAUCGGAGAUCCUGAAUUUAUACAGGAAGCACAACGCGAGUAUAACCGCUCUGAUGUUGCCCGCGCCAAAAGUACCGGGCGACUUUGUGACGCCAGGCGUGAAAAACAAGCAGAGGCCAGAAAUGGACUUGGUCGGCAUCGACAAAAAUACGGGACGCUUGAUCUUCUUGGCCUCGUCGUCCGACUUCGAAGAGAUGGUGGACACUUCGCCGAGGCUUCUCGGGAAGCACGCCAACUUCACCAUUCGCUCCAAACUGAUGGACGCGCACUUGUAUAUUAUUAACAAGUGGGUGGUGGACUACUUGAUGUCUAACAAGAGUUUCGCCACUCUGAAGGGUGAACUUUUGCCGUACAUAGUCGACAAACAAUUGUCCAAAUCUAAGCAAUCUAUCGACGAUAAGACUUCCUUGGUACAGAUGGAGCUGAAGGAAGAUAUCUUUCAUUUCGCAACGGAGACACCAUUAGACGUGUUGAUAAGAAAGCUGUCGGCCUUCAAUGAUCACAGCACCGAUCUGGAAGAUGCGUAUAACGAGGAUGUAAUACGAUGUUACGCUUAUGUAUUGAAUGAAAAGUUUGGUCUUAGAGCGAACACCGUGCAAAUGUAUCAUCUUGCAAACGCUAAGAUAUCAGAAUUGUGGAACGAGAGCACUAAUCAGUUGCCGCUGCCGAGUAUCUCGAACACCGCGACCGUGCGCAGUACACAGAUGCAAGAAUGUCGCAUAGGCGAUAACUCGUUAAUCGAGGAGAAAACGUCGUUGAAGCAGAAUCACGUCGGGCCUAACUGCGUCGUGGAAUCGAAGACGAGAGUAUCUCAGAGUGUAAUAAUGGGACAUGUGACUAUUAAACAAAGAUGUGUUAUUCACAACUGCAUACUGUGCAAUGGCUGCGUCAUCGAGGAGGGCACGGAAUUGAAGGAUUGCUUGGUUGGAGCACAAUACGUUGUGGUAUCUGGCAGCCAGCACUCUCACGAAGUGCUAACUGAAGCGGACGAACUCAUAUGUAUACUAUAGUUGUUCACUUGAUAUGUAUAUUACUUUUAAAUUAUUGUAAAUAUAAGUACAUAUUAUUUUGUAAAAAAAAAGCAAAUUACCUUUGUAAUUGAUCAGAUUGCAUAGAGACUUGUGGUAAAUUUCGUA
Molecule: messenger RNA, 1658 nt
Organism: Vollenhovia emeryi
Lineage: Eukaryota; Metazoa; Arthropoda; Insecta; Hymenoptera; Formicidae
Gene: eIF2Bgamma
Product: translation initiation factor eIF-2B subunit gamma
Exons: 5
Coding region: 162-1532 (456 amino acids)
Biological process (GO): cytoplasmic translational initiation; biosynthetic process
Cellular component (GO): guanyl-nucleotide exchange factor complex; eukaryotic translation initiation factor 2B complex
Molecular function (GO): guanyl-nucleotide exchange factor activity; translation initiation factor activity
Source: RefSeq, a predicted model, not a curated record